GGCCGGCCGAGAGCUCGUGGAGGCGCGGCAGCGACCGGCGCGCGGUAGCGCGCGGCUGAGGCCACUCCGAUCGGCAGAGGCAGCUCCGAUUCCCAGCAGCCCUCGCUCUGUGUUCCGAGUCCCCGGCCCCUAGACGCCUCGUCCCCUCACGCCUGCUUCUCUAUCCCUAUGGAUUCACUUCAGACUGGACAGAUGCUGAGCUUGCCCGCCGAGCUCGGCAGCGACAACUUAGAACUGGCGGAGCCGGCGGCAUCGGCGGCCCGCGGAGACACGGAGCCCCACCCGGAGGCGGCCACAGAAGGCCCCGCACCUUUAGGCGCUCCGGAGCCGGGGCCGGAGUCGGCUCCUCAGACUUCGACGCCGGAGUGCAAAGUCCUGCUCACGAAGGCUGACGCCCUGGCGUCUGGGGGGCGCCUCCGGGAAGCCCUCGAGGUGUACCGCCAGCUCUCCGAACGGCAGCAGCUGGUGGCCGAGCAGCUGGAGCAGCUGGUGCGGUGCCUGGCGGAGAAAGUCCCGCAAGGCGAGGCUCCGGCGCUGGCGCCCCCGGACGGGAGCGGUGCGGGGAGCCGCGAGGCGGCGGCCGAAGAGGCAGGGGCGCCAACCGCCGCCGAGGCUACCGAGGUGUGGGACGGCUUCAAGUGCCGGAAGUGCCACGAAUGCUCAACAGGAUUGAAUGCCGAUGUUUUCUUCCAGGCACACUUCAGAAAAGCACAGGCCUUGGCCACCUUAGGCAAGGUGGAGGAAGCACUAAGGGAGUUUCUAUAUUGUGUGUCCCUCGAUGGAAAGAACAAAAGAGCAAGAUCUGAAGCCCAAAGGCUUCUCCUUAGUUUCUUUUCACCAUCAGUCCCGGGGGAGUCUCAGGAACAUUUUCCCGAUAUCCUGAAGUUGUUGGCACCUCACCCUAGAUUAAAGGAACACGUAGAGUCAAUGGCUACUGAAGGCACCAGUCAUAAUCUACCAAAGUUACCACAGGAAAGCCGGGAGCUCCCGCACUGCUCUAGUCAGGAGGAAGCAGCGGCCGCGGGAGACCGCAGCAGCCUGGAGAACCCAGUUAAAGUAGAGGGGGAGGGGCAAGAAGGCAACGGGAAAGGCCAGGCAGGAGACCAGGAGGAGAAGGGGGAUGCUGCCUCUGCCAAGGCUGGCAAAUGCCAAGAAAAGAAAAGGAAACGCUGUCAAUUUGGACCCCAAGACCCAGAGGUGCCUACUAAAGCCAGAAAGCCAGAUCCUCCCGCUGACCAGGGGGCCAGAGCUGCGGUCAGUGCUCCACUCCCGUCCUUUGAUGCAUCUGACCUUGAAUGCUCCCUGUGUAUGAGAUUAUUCUACGAGCCAGUCACAACACCUUGUGGCCAUACAUUUUGUUUAAAAUGCCUUGAAAGAUGCCUAGAUCACAAUGCAAAGUGUCCGCUGUGCAAAGAUGGUCUUUCGCAGUGCUUGGCAUCCAGAAAAUAUAGCAAAAAUGUCAUAAUGGAAGAGCUAAUAGCUAAAUUCCUGCCAGAAGAAUUCAAGGAACGCAGGCGGCUUUAUGAAGAAGAAAUGGAAGAACUUUCCAACUUGAAUAAGAACGUGCCUAUUUUCGUGUGCACUAUGGCCUACCCCACGGUUCCUUGUCCCCUGCACAUUUUUGAGCCUUGUUACCGUCUGAUGAUCCGUAGAUGCAUCGAAACAGGUACAAGACAGUUUGGCAUGUGCCUUGGAGAUCCUGUCAAAGGGUUUGCGGAAUAUGGCUGCAUCCUAGAGAUCAGAAAUGUUCAGUUCUUUGCUGAUGGCCGCUCGGUGGUGGACAGCGUAGGCAAGAGGCGCUUCAGGGUCCUCCAUCAGGGCCAGCGAGAUGGUUACAAUACAGCCGACAUUGAAUACAUUGAAGACCAAAAGGUUCAAGGAGAGGAUCAGGCUGAGCUCAUGGGAUUACAUAACUGUGUCUAUGAGCAAGCGUCAUCAUGGUUUCAUUCGCUCAAAACCUCUCUGAAGAAUCGGAUACUCAAUCACUUUGGUCCAAUGCCAGAGAAAGAUGCUGAUCCUCAGGUGAGCCCGAACGGUCCAGCCUGGUGCUGGUGGACAUUAGCGGUUCUUCCACUGGAAAGCCGAGCUCAGCUCCCGUUCCUAGCGAUGAGGUCCUUGAAGGACAGACUGAAUGGGAUUCGGCGAGUCCUGGCCUUUAUAUCCCGGAACCAAAACUAGCGAGAGUGGAUCGCUGAGGAGAAGCCCCCACCCUCCCUGCCGGCUUGGGGGAGUCAUCUUGUAAAUAUAUCUAACUGCAAUAACAUCUUAACAGAAGGAAGUAUCAAACAGGCAUUUCCCUGCUGUUGAUCGCAGAGAGGAAUCGUGUAGAAAGGCCAGAAGCACGGGGCCUGUUUGAAACUUCCUGGCUGAAGAUGCUUCUUGACAUGCUGCACAACUACAUGCUCAGCAGAGGUGUUUAAGAGCCCAGAAAAAAAAAAAAUUCAUUUGAUUUUUGACAUCCAGUUUUCUGGAAGUUUAAAAUGGUUUUGCUUUCAUUUUCUUUCUUGCACAGAUAAAUGUGUAGUUGAAAUGUGAAGCACACAUUCUGGUAACGCUGCUGCGUUAUUUUCACGGACUUGGGUUCUCAUUCCAGAUGGUUCGGGUUUUAUACGGCAUUGUGUAGAAAAGAAUGUUCAUCCUUUCCGUUUUCAUAAUUUAUUUUUUUUUGGCACCACUGUAUCCCUUUUUUCUACCUGUCUGUUUGUCACUGUUUAAGUGUACGUUACUGAAGAGCCAGUUGCUUUAUUUAUUAACGUGGUUUGCCAUCUACCCAGGGGGAAGGAGCAGUGCUAGCAACGUGCCGUUUUUGCUUUAAACACAUUCUGCUGUGUUUGAUCCCGGUUUGCGAGCCGUUUUUGUAUCUGUCCCAUUGGAUGUGUAAAGGAGGUUCGGAAUCACGCUGAGACCGUCGCCCGUCACGGGUUCCAUGUUGCUUUCGUUUGGAAUUCAACAAUAUAAAAUACCUAAGCGAUUUGGCAGGCGUUAUGGAAUAGGCCAGGGUGAAGGAAAACAAUCCAUUUUCUGGGUGGGACACCGAGCAGGGCCGAAGGAAUGAUGGCUCUUGAAUGAAGACGUGACUCAGAGGGGCGUCGUUUGUGAGUGAUCUGUUUUAGGCAUUUAUUUUCAGCAAUCUAAUCAGAAGGGUCUCUCCCUUCUCCCCAGGGUUAGUUACCUGGCUGGCGCGUAUGAAAACACAUGAAGGGCUGCCGGUCAUUGAAGGCGGAAAGAAGCCAGUAGAGACAGUAGAACCCUUAAAAACACAGACACGCUGUCUUUCGGGUUCGUACAUCUUUUUAAAGGAAACAGACGACGAACCCGUGGUUUUAGCUAAACGCUGCCUUCCCUCCUAGCUGCUGCGGGCCAAAGAUUUCAACGUAGGGGAAGAACAGUGGAUAAGAAUGUAAGAGGGAGCCCUUGUUUAGCUUGCUUAGUGCUAGUGUGGUUCUGUCAGUGCCAGGAGAACCUGAAAAAGACUGUGAGGAGGGGGGGGUGUCCCAACGACGGCACGUGAGGAGAUUAGGGCAGGCGAGAAGUGAAUCACGCCAUCCGUACCAUCGUGCAAACUAUCCCCCCACGUGAUCCUUGGACGGACCCAGCGCAGCCCGUCUACUCCUUCGAGGAGAGGUGAGUGCCUCAGGGAAUCGACCUGACUUCUUCCCACUACCUGCAGCCAGAAACAGAGGACAGAGUAUGACGUGAUCCACGUAAGCUGAAACCAAAUGAUCCCUCCUUCUGAACUUGCUAAAUGGGUGCUGCAUUGUCAGAGCGUUGUGUUGUGUUACCAGGUUUGAUGUUCGCAGCCAGACUGGGCCGGCAAAGAAUGGACGUAUAGGCGUGGUUACUGCCCAAGCAAGCUCUGCAGGGCUCGGGGAGCAGGGAAUUAAGCGUUCCUCUUCCGGCUCGGUGCCCAGCCAGCCAGAAGGUCAGAGCACAGUCCUCGUGAAAUAGUUUCCUGUCAUCUCGUGUAAAUGCAGCAGAGGAAAGGUCGUAAACAUCUGCGCUUGGUAGAUGUGUUCCCUUGUGAUUGAACUUCUUCUGGGCCCCAGUUUCCUCAUCUAGCAAAGGGUAGUGACCAAUGCCCCGUGUAGGGAUGUUAACGGACAUUAUAUGAGGUAACGUAUGUAAAUCGCUUAGCACAGUGCCGAGCACCUAGGAGACAUCCAAAAAAUAAUAGCUGUGAUUAGAUUGUUCAUAGUUACGGAAUAUCAUCAGGGGCCCACACUUGCAUAAAACACUGCCUUUCCAUGCGGUACCCAUAUCUGCCCCUUUAAACUUGGCUGGGGAGAUCCCCACCGCUGAUUUUCGGACCAUAACUUGAUGCUUUACAGUUAAUUCCCUUUGGAGCCACGUCUGUUUGGGAAAACGAAAAGACUCGAGAAGAGAUGAGGGUCAGAGACAAGGGAGGCUUCUGGGCCAGCCAGUUUUCCCUGCUCCAAUAAGAUUAAAAAGCAGUGCUGUCUGGAGGUCUAGAAUUGCCAAUAAAAAUCUUGGCCGUGCCAGGGUGAAUGGGUUUCACAGUCUGACUUCUGUGCUUAGUUCAUGGGAUUUCCUUAUGCUGCCCCAACAAACUUAUUUUGAACCUGCUGUGUACCAGGUACUGAGCCAGGCGAUUUCACAUAUGUGAGUUCAUUAAAUCACCUAUUCUGCACAGCAGCCCUGUGAGAUCAGUUAUCACGCCCAGUAUCACAGAUGAGAAGGCUGAGGUUCUGUGGUGUUAAAUACUUUGUCCAGAUAGCACAGUUAAGCAGUUACUAGCAUAGCCAAGAUUGACGUUGAACCCCUUCCUUUGCAUAUGUUUAACAUUUUAAACAGUUUGUGUUGCACGUAGUUGUAUUAAACAGGCAUGGCAACUGAGUCACCAAAGCUCCCCAGAAGCUCACAGUUCAGAUGGAAGCUGCAGGCUCAAUAAAAUUCAGUUACCUCACACACAUUUCUACUUAAUCUCGGUAGAAAGGGAAGUUUGAUUUUUUUUUUUUUCUUUAAAUAAAGUUCCACAUCCUAGAAUGUUCCAUGUCGGUAAGUGAGCACCUAACUCCAGCACACGUAGAUCUUGGCUGGAACAGAGUUGCCCUGUACGUUCAGUGGCCUAAAUAGACGUUUGGGUUAUUUUAUAGCAAGCUCUGGUUUCAGCAGUGGUGGGAGGCAGGGUGCAAGGCUAAGCCUUGGCUUUCUGUGGGAUGUACUUGAAUGGGGCAGUCAGUUGAAUGUGGCCAUUUUCGCCCCUUAUAAAUUGAUUUUGCUGCAAAGCUUGGGUUUGAAGAGAAUACGGAGAAAAGACAUAAAGCUAAAUCUAGGCCAGAAGUACAAGACUUCCCCCUUGGUAGAUAGGGCCAUUUAUUUGGUUAAUUUUCCUAUCAUGACCUAGAUUAUUUUUUCUGUGUAUGUAUAUAUAUAUGUGUAUAUAUAUAUGUAUAUGUGUGUGUAUGUGUGUGUGUGUGUGUGUGUGUAUAUAUAUAUGUAUAUAUAUGUGUGUGUGUGUGUGUGUGUGUGUGUGUAUACACAUUAGGUACCAGGCAGAUACUAUGCCUUUCUGCUUUGUACUGUACUACCACUGCUAGCUAAUAACCAGCAAAAUGUAGAAAAUGAAAAAUGAUAAAGCUAAUUUUCUAUAGACAACCUGGAGAAAAGAGUGCUUGCCCCUGACUUAAUGGGGGCAGAGAACUGACUAUUUCAAGAAUUUGCCUUUUCUGAAAGCCGACUGCUUCCCGCCCCGUGGGGCCAGUCGAGUCGCUGCGUGUGUGGCGCUUCCAGCUCUGCCUGCGGGGCUGGCCUGGGCUCAGAUAAUCCCCUGUGACUGGCCGUGGGAGUCGCGGAGCUCCUGAGGCUGGCUCACAGCACCCAGAGGUCUCGUACUGUCCACAGCCUGCAUGCUGUUGAUGGGCCAGAAUCCACUGGGGACAGCGUGCCCCUUGCCAAACUCCAUUUCCAAGAUGGGAGUUCUAUUCAGGGACUCGGUCCUUGAGUUCCCAGCAUGUUGACUUUGCAUCCGUUUCCUUUUAUCAAGGCAGAAUCAUAGCAGAGGGGUUGGGGCAAGGAUGCAAAUGGAAGGCAGCCCCCAUAGUGGAAAAGAAUAGCUCUUUCAGCCCAUCUGGGGCCUGAGGGACGAGGUUGAUUUACGAUUGAAAACAGUUCUGAAAAGCAGCCAGCUGCACGGGGCUACAGCUUGGGGCCCUUCCUCAGUGCAGAGAGAAAGAAGGAAAUGGAGUCAUGUAAGAUGUGCACAUUCAGUUCCUCUUAGAAUGAUAGCUCCCACUGUCCAACUGUUUAAUAAUCUGGGUGGAGCGCAUCCAGAGUCGAAAUGAAGACGUUUUCACUUACAAAUAGGUAUUUUGCAACGCGCUACGUUCACCUUGAGAGAGAAGUGCCUGUAAUCUCUGUUCCUGGUGUCAUUUUAAAGCUUUCGCUUCAUGACUUUGUAGCCGUUUAAAAAUUUGUCGCAGCAAAUGUGAUUAACAGAAGUUUACAAAGCAGCACUGUAGCUUAUGUGUCAUGUUAAAAGUCGCCUAACGUUUAGCUAAUGUAAAAGCAGCAACAAUAAACAACAACAAAAUAAAAGGAGAGCAAAUAGGUCAAUGUGGCAUCAUAGGCUUAUCUGAGAUACACUAGUUCCAUCAUUUUAUGCAGUCCUCAGUAAUGCCCGGAUUAAAAUAUCAAGCAAGGCAUUCAAACAGUGGCAAAUGUGUCUGUGUAUUUGUUAUUCCAGUUGUUCGUUAAGCAGCCAUUUUACUCUUGCACUGUAAUAAACUGAAAGGGGAAUUAAGAUAAUGCUUUCUUCCCCCCAUAUUGCUGUUCAACUACCUCUAUAUGCUUGGUUUCUCUUUAGGGUUUUCUUUCCUCCAAAUCUGUACAAAAGCAAGAUUUCAGCUCUUCUGCGUUGUCAUAACAAUGUGAUAUAGACAGUCUCUGUGAAAGCUGUUUGUUCAUUAGGAAUGUUUCCCGUUGUCUCACUUUGCAUCUAACAGAAUUCUACCCGUAACCUUAGGGCAAGAAUUACCCAAAUAGGUAUCGUUUUUUGGAAGCCGAAUAGAAAGGAAAGCUAUUGGACCAUUUAACUUGAUCUCGUUCCCGUUGCUUAUAAUACGUUUGACCGGAAGACCUCUGGUCCAAGUAGCCUUGCACUUAGACACUAAGUUCUUAUGCACUUGACAGUGAGGCCGGUGCGAGCUAAUUAAUGUGACUGAUGUGUUCUGAAAACCUUGCCAUAAACUGUUUUAAAAAAUGCACCAGGAAAUCUUGUUAUUUACAGAAUUUUGUCGAAGCAUCUUGCCAAUAAUCCGCCCCUAGUUUACUUGUUAAGUCCAUUCAUAUAUUGGGUUUGCUUACAGCGGAACGCGCUACCUACUGUGUUUUCUUUGGCAUUAUAAAACAUUUGUGAAAGUAAA
Herpailurus yagouaroundi (jaguarundi) is the source of this 7382-nucleotide messenger RNA. It is a transcript of the gene LONRF3, whose product is annotated as LON peptidase N-terminal domain and ring finger 3. The transcript is spliced from 13 exons. The coding region runs from base 169 to 2178 and encodes 669 amino acids. Lineage: Eukaryota; Metazoa; Chordata; Mammalia; Carnivora; Felidae. Gene Ontology annotation, molecular function: ubiquitin protein ligase activity; protein binding. The record is from RefSeq and is a predicted model, not a curated record.